Messenger RNA from Hippopotamus amphibius kiboko, 13128 nucleotides. It is a transcript of the gene IGFALS, whose product is annotated as insulin like growth factor binding protein acid labile subunit. The transcript has 2 exons. Bases 11157 to 12977 code for a protein of 606 amino acids. NCBI's taxonomy places the organism in Eukaryota, Metazoa, Chordata, Mammalia, Artiodactyla, Hippopotamidae. Gene Ontology annotation, molecular function: protein binding. Gene Ontology annotation, cellular component: extracellular matrix. The record is from RefSeq and is a predicted model, not a curated record.
UGGGGCAAGUUCUCAGGGCUGUGGCUGGUGUCCUGUGUCUGCGGCGUGGGCUCUGAAGUGCUCUCGUCCAGGCCCCAGCUGCUGCACUGGAAAGCAGGAUUUCACUCUUGGAGAGGAGAGUGUUUCCCACAGCACUCACAGGCGCCAUGCACCUGGUGUCAGACACCUCCAUUCUCGCUGGUCUGGGGGUGUGGAAGGCACUUUGUGCAGGUUUCACGUGUGUCUGCCUGGUUCCGGGGGAGGUUGACCACUUUCCACACGUUUAUUGGCCACUUGGAUUUCCUCACCUGUGGGCCAUCUCCUCUCUUAGGUUUCUUCCCUGGUUUUCUACCAGGUUUUUGUUUCUUAUUGAUCAGCAGGAGUCCUUUUGUUUCAUGUUGCGUAUUUUAUGAUUUCUUUGCUUUUGCGUUUGCAGUUUUCUCCUAGUUUGUUGCUGGCUGCACAGUCUGGUGUGUUGUUGAAGAAAUUCUUAAUGUAGUCAGAUGUGUAUUUUUCCCUUUAUGAUGGGUGCUUUUGUGUCCUGUGUAAUAACUCUUUCCCACCUCUGAAGCCUUCCUGUAAUUUCAUCCAGUUGUUUUGUUUUGCUUUUCACACUCAGGUUUGUGAUUCUUGUGACCAAGCUGUUUAUGCUGGUGUCUGGGAGACGGACACCCAAUGUCCCACCCCCUCUGCACUGCCAGCCCUGGUGAGCCAGCGUCCAGGGGUCCAUUCCUGUUUCGUGGCUCUCCCUCUGUUGGUAUGUCUGCCUGUCUGUCCUGACACUAGCCCCACAUUCCCUGUAACGGCAGCAUUAGGACAAUUCUUCAAUUCCAAGUAUGCGGCCCAACCUCAUCUGUCAGAGUAUUGGGGCUUUGCUCUUAUGUAUAAAGAUUAGGAUAUUUAUGUCUGGAUUUGGACUGGAAUAAUGUUGACUCACAAGAUUAGGAAGAAGUGACUUUUUGUAAAAUUUAUUUAUUGGCUGCAUUGGGUCUCUGUUGCUGUGUGUGCACUUUUUCUCGUGGAGAGCAGGGGCUACUCUUCAUGCGGUGCACAGGCUUCUCACUGCGGUGGCUUCUCUUGUUGCAGAGUAUGAGCCCUAGUCAUGCAGGCUUCAGUAGUUGUGGCACAUGGGCUCUAGAGUGCAGGCGCAGUAGUUGUGGCGCAGGGGCUUAGUUGCUCUGCGGCAUGUGGGAUCUUCCCAAACCAGGGCUUGAACCUGCGUCCCCUGCACUGGCAGGCAGAUUCUUAACCACUGCGCCACCAGUGAAGCCCACGAAGAAGUGACUUUUUGUGAUAUGGGGAGUUUCCAGUUACGAACACGCUGCUUAUCCAUCUACUUGGGUCUCUGAUGCCAUGCGUGCUGAGUUUGCAGUGCAGCUCUGCUACCCACCACAGCAUUAGCGCAAGCACAGGGGAAGGGCAUGGCCCCCCGUCAGGCCACCCUCACCUCAGACACCAGCCAGAAGCUUGGGUUACCCCGGGCCACAUGCCCUUCCUACUAGCUGGCUACAAGUUCAGAGAUUCUUAUGAUCCCUCAGAUUCAGUAACUCACUAGGUUGACUCAGAAUUCAGGGAAGCGUUACACUCAUGAUUUUACAGUUUUAUUAUAAAGGAUACAAACCGGGACCAGCCGAGUGAAGAGACCUACAGGGCAAGGUGGGGAGGGUCUGGGCUGCGAGCUGUGCCCUCACUCUGUAGAAUGCAGGCUCCCCACCGUCCUGGCGCGUCAGGAAGCUCACUGAGAUUCAGUGUCUAGUUGGCUUGGGGUGUCACUGCAUUAUCCACUGCAUGAAUUCCAGUCCCCGCCCUGGCCGUCCCACCUUCUGAUCACAGGUGGGGCUUCCUGGUGACAGCCUGCACUGAGUCACUGCAUUAUCAAAAGCUCAGGUGUGCACUGUAAACAACCAAGUCCCCACCCAUCGGGAUACUCCCAGGCUAUCGCAAACCAGGGACAAGACCAGACAAACUUUCCCAUCAGGGUUUAUGACUUUCUCCCUAGAGGCUUGUUCUCUGGCCCCUCAGUAGUUUCUUUUUGAUGCUGUUGUAAAUGGUGACCUGCUUUAAAUCACUCCAGGGGUCAGGAGUAUACAGGAGUGCAGUCAGCCUUGUUCCUGGGUUCCCUGCUACGCGCACCCAUCCUGGUGGUAAUUGUUUCUUCUGUGGGCCUUUGUGGUACCAUCGCCAGGGCUUUUGUUUUCCAUGUCUCCCAUGUUGAAGUGAGGUGAGUGGGCCAUUAUUCCUGAUUUCAUUGAUUGGUUUAACAAAUACCUGAAUAUUGAUGAUGUGGCAGGUGCCGAGAUAUUCUGGAGAUUCAGAGCAAACGGACCAGAAAUUCCUGCCCUUGUGGAGCUUCUGUCGUGGUGGAGCAGACAAGAUGAGUGGAAUACUAAGCAGGUCAGAUGGAGGAAGUACUGUGGAGAAAAUGCAGGAAAAGGUACAGAGGGAGCCAAGGACAUCAUCGUUCUUGAGUGGCUGGGGCCUUGCUGAGGUGACAUGUGAGUGAUGACCGAGGGGACCAGCAGAUGUUUGGGCGAGAAAAGCAAGCGCAAAGGCCCCAGGGCAGGUCUGCAGAAGAGCAAGAGGCUGUGUGGCUGAGCCAGGCGAGGGGAGAGGGGUAGGGAGCCGUGACAAGGAGGGUCAGCAUACAGGAUGUGGGAGGACCUUGGCGUCCACUCUGAGCUGUGCAGAGGCAGGGUCAGAGCUGAGCUUUACCAGAACUUCUCAGUGUGUCGUUGCAGGGCCCCUGGAGAGGAGGCUGGGGCAGCAGCCUGAGUUAGGGGGGCUCCAUGUCCAUUUCCCAGGAUGGGGAGAUGGUGAGGGUCUCACAGGCCUGAGUGGUUGGCUUUGGGCAGAUCAAGUUUAAAAUGUCUCUGGCCCGAGGGUGAGUCCAAAGCCAGAAGAUGGCACCGUCACAUGAGAGUGAGAUGCAAGUGUUGCGGGUAGGGGGAGCUGCAGGGGGUGUGUUGUCGUGAGGAAGCACCCUGGUCCCUGGAAAGCUGGCAGGCGGGCUGAGGGAGCUGUCGUCAAGCUGAGCAAGUCUUCCUGGCUUGUGGGUCAUCCGAGUGGGAGCCAGGUCUUACCACGCAUGCCCCUUUGUUGGCUGAAUUAUACCAACAGUUUUCAGUGCCCAGUCAGGAGAUCUUGGACAAGAUCCCAUUUCAUUGGAACUUCUGAAGCUGGUUUGCUCUCCUUAUAUAGUCCCUGUCUGGCUUUGGAAAUAAGGAACGUUUCCUCACUUCUUGGGAAGUUUGUAGAAGGUAAUGUUAGUCUGAGCCUGGUGGGGUUUUUUUUGUGGGUAUUUUAAAAACUGGGGAUCCUGUUUUUUAACGGGUAUAAGGGCUGUUAUUUCUAUCCCGCUUUUGGCAAAUUGUUUUCUUUCCUCCGUUUUCAAAUCUGGUCUGUGACGUCCUCUUGCCUCUGCCAUGGGCUUUUGUCUUCCGUCCACCUUCCUAGCAGAGCCCUUUGCUGUCUGUCCUCUGGCUUUGGGCUCCUGCUCUCUCAGCCUCUCAGGGAUCACUAAUCCUUUUUCCUGAGAACAUAAAGCUAAAAACUCCCCUGGAGCGUCUGCUGUGAAGCACUACAAUCUGGCCACGUAAACUGUCACGACUCCUCAGUUUCUUCCCGGGCACCAGUGUAGCUGGACUGAAGUUAUUCCAUAGUUAUAAACAGAGCCUGAGCGUUUUCCUCACUUGUUCCUGAUCCCUGACCCAGUGCCUGCCUGCUUCCCUCUGAGGAUUUUUAAAGUAUUUCCUGAGUGCCCAGUCACCUGUCUGGGUGGAGGCUCUGUCUCUCACCAAGCUACACCUCUGUGCAUUUAGUCUGACCCUCUGGGACAUGGCCCCUGGGUGGUGGUCUUACUUCCCGUGGCCAGCACACCAGAUCCCUGCUGCUCUUCUGACAGCCACCCACCUGACCUGUGUGUGUCAUGUGCUAUCCGAGUGUGACAUAUUUCUCUCCAGCUCUAAAACUGCUUAGAUUUUAGUGGUGACUGUACUUUACUCAACAGAACCUUUUAAAUUUAUUUUUAUUUAUACUGAGGUGAGAGUCAUACAACAUACAAUUAAUCAAGUUUACAAUUCAGUGGCAUUUAGUACAUUCAGAUUGUUGUGCAACCCCCACCUCUGUCUAAUAAUCUGAAACACCUGUUCCACUGUGUCUCCAGCAGCCUUCAGCAGAAGUCAGAGCCACCUUUGCUCUGGGGCCCCCAAGCCCAUCUGGGAUUCCACUGGGGUGGCAGAACAUCAAGUUCCUUUUCUUCUUCUCCAGCUCCAUAGCUCAAAGAGUUUUCUUAUUCUUUGUUGGCAUGUUUUCUUAGGCCAGAGUCUUGACUUCUUAAGGCUCCAAUGAUCUCUUUUCUUUCCUCUCCUCUGAUUUCUGUUCUGACAAUCCUCUGUUGAAGGAAUGAAUACCUCACGUCUAGUUUAAAGGGUCAAGGACCAAAGAAUAUUAGAAAUUAAAAGAGAAAAGAGGUAAUUCAGCAAUAAUGGAAUAGUCCAGUUGAUAACGGGACAGUCACUCAAUUGAACCUACUUACAGAACAUUCCACCAGCAUUUCCAGGUGCUCAUGGAACAUUCUCCAGGAUAGAUGAUAUCUCAGACCACAAAUCACAAUGUAUUUUAAAAGACAGAACAUACUUUGUAUAAUUUCAAACUCCAGUGGAAUUAGAUAUCUACAACAAAAUGAAGUCUGGAAAAACCCCAAAUGUUUGGAAGUUAACAUCUAAAUAGUGUGUAGGUCAAAAAGAGUGAAAAUGAAAACAGAAAAUGUGUGGGAUGCAGCUAAAGCAGUGCUAGAGGGAAAUGUAUCGCUUUAAACACCUGUAUGACAAAAGAAGAAAAGCCUCAGAAAACCCUUAAAACACUAACGAAGAGCAAACACAACUCAAAGGAAGCAGAAGGAAAGAAAGAAUGAUUAGCAAGGAGAUCAAUGAAACAGAAAACAGAAAAUCCACUGACCAACAAAAUAACAAAUUACCAAAAUCAUGAAUGAAAAUGGGGACAUCACUACCAUCCUGCAGAAAUGAACAGGACUUAUAAGGGAAUACUAGGGAAACUACACCAACAAAUUAGAUGAAAUGGACAAAUUCCUUAAAGUGAUUUAAUAAAAGUCUUGAGUCUUCAUGCAAAGGAAAGCUCAGGUCCACAUGGCUUCACUAAGUGCUUUCUACCAGUAACACUGGUCAUUGCAAACUGUUCCAGAAACUAUAGGAUGGAACACUUCCCAGCUCAUUCCAUGAGGCUGUCAUCCUGAUAUCAAACUAACUAGAGAGCAAUGUCCCUCAUGAACAGAGAUGUAAACUAGUUAAAAUGUUAGCACCCCAAAUACAGUGACAUUAUAUACACAACCAGGUGGGAUUUACCACAGAAAUGCAAGGUUGGUUCAACAUCAAAAAAUCAAUUAACAUAAUAAACCACAGUCAAAGAAUAAAGGACAGAAUCCACAAGAUCAUCUUGACAGAUGCAGGAAUGCAGGAAAACAUUUGACAAAAUUCCACACCUGUUCAUGAUAAAAAUGUCAAACUAGGAAUAGAAGGAAGCUUCUUGGAUCUAAUAAAGGACAUCUAUGAAUGUCCAAAUGCUGCUGUACCAAAUCAUUAUAAACUUAGUUGUUUAAAACAACACAGAUGUAUCAUCUGAAGUUCUGGAAGUCAGAAGUCUGACAUGAUUCUCACUGGACUAAAAAUGUCCGCAGAGCUGGUCCCUUCUGCAGGCUCUAAGGGAGACUGUCUCCUUGCCCUUUCCUCCCACUUGAGGCACCUGGCUCCUGGUGUCCUUCCUCCAUCUUCAAAGGUCAGCAACUGUGGGUUGAGUCCUUCUCACACUGACCUCUUCUGACCCCCUCUUCCACUUUAGAGGAUCCUUGUAAUUAUACUGGGCCCGCCUGGAAAAUCCACGUUAAUCUCACUAUUUUAAGGUCAGCUGAUUAACAUCCUCAAUUCCCCUUUGCCAUGCAUGAUUCCAGGGAUAAGGACGUGGACAUCUUUCUUGGGAGCAUUAUUCUACCUGUGACAGCAUCGAUGAAAAACAUAAGCCAGCAUCAUAAUUCACGGUGAAUGACUGAAUGCUUCCCACUAAAAUCAGGACCAUGGCAAGGAUGUCUGCUCUUGUCACUUCUCAACAUUGUACUGAUGUGCAAUAAGGCAUACACACACAAAAGGCAGUACACAUACUGGAAAGGAAGAAGUACAAAUGUCCUUAUUCAUUCUAUAUGUGGCUUAUCCUAAGGAAUCCAGAUACACACACACAUACCUGGAGCUAAUAAGUUCAGUAAGGUCCUGGGAUACAAGAUUAACAAGAGAAAUCUGUUGUAUUUGCACAUACGAAUGACAAAGUCAAACAAAAUUAAAACAACUCCAUAAAAGCGUCAAAACCAAUGCCUAGAAGUUAUCAAAAGUAGUGCAGGAUUUAUACUCUGCAAGCUACAAAAAAAAAAAUUGCUAAGAGAAAGAAGAUGUUGAUUAGAAGAUCUUUGUGAUCCUGGGUUAGGCAGAGUGCUUAUACACCACACCAAAUCAUGAGCCAUGAAAGAAAAAAACUGAUAAAUUGGACUUUGUUAAAAUAAAUUUUCGGGGACUUCCCUGGUGGUCCAGUGAUUAAGAAUCCACCUUCCAAUGCAGGUUUGAUCCCUGGUCAGGGAACUAAGAUCCCACAUGCCACGGGGCAACUAAGCCUGUGCGCCACAACUACUGAGCUCGCGCACCUGAACUAGAGAGCCUGUGUGCUGCAAACUACACAACCCACACACCCUGGAGCCUGCGCACCACAACCAGAGAAGAGAAGACCUACACAGAGCAAUGAAAGAUCCCGCAUGCUGCAACUAAGACUUGACGCAGCCAAAAAUAAAGAAUAAAUAAAUCUUAAAACAAAAAUAAGCUUUCAUACUUCAAAAGACAUUAAAAAAAAGCAACAAACCACCAACAGAAAAAUAUCUGAAAAUGUUAUCCUUGAUAAUCCAUAAUCGUGUUACAACUCAGUAAGGAGAUAGCUCAAUUAAAAAAUGGACAAAAGUCUUCAACAGACACUUCACCAAAUUCACCAGAGAAUACAUAAAAAGGCCAAUAAACACACGAAUAGCUACCCAAUACAGAAACACAAAAGAGCUAAAAAAAACAAAACUGACCAUACCAGACAGUGGUGAGGAUGUGCAACUGGAAUUCUCGUAAUUUAUAAAAUGGUACAAUCAUUUUGGAAAACAGUUUUUUAAAAACUAGACAUAAAUACUGCGUGAACCAGUAAUUCCACUCAAGAAUCUGCCCAAGAGGAGUGAAAUCUACAUCCACACAAAAACUCAUACACAAAUGUUCAUGGCACCUUUAUUCAUAAUAACCCCCAAACAGGAACAACCAGAUGUCUAUCAUCUGAUGGAUGAAUAAAUAAAUGUGGCAAAUCCAUAAAAUUGAAUACUAUCCAGCCUUGACAAGGAAUCAAGUACUGAUACACGCUGUGUGAGUGAACCCUGAAAACACUCAGUGAACAAGGUGAGAUACAAAAGGCCACCAAUUGUACAGGGAUGUUCUAAAACUGGACUCUGCCUACGGCUGCACAGCCGAACACAUUUACUAAGAAUUACUGAAUUGUAUACUGACAAUGGGUGAAUUUUAUGGUGUGAGAAUUCUUCAUCAAUAAAGCUGUUUUAGAAGAAGAAUUGUCGGGUAAAGGCACCACAGUUAAUACUUUAUUACGUUAUCCCAACAAUACUUCUAGAAAAAUAUUUCAACUUAGACAAAAUGAAGGAGGGCUUCCCUGGUGGUGCAGUGGUUAAGAAUUGCCUGCCAAUGCAGGGGACAGGGGUUUGAGCCCUGGGCCGGGAAUGUCCCACAUGCUGCAGAGCAACUAAGCCCAUGCGCCACAACUACUGAGCCUGUGCUCCAGAGCCUGCGAGCCGCAACUACUGAGCCCACGAGCUGCAAUACUGAAGCCUGCACGCCUAAAGCCUGUGCUCCACAAUAAGAGAAGCCACUGUAAUGAGAAACCCAUGCACUGCAACAAAGAGUAGCCCCCACUCGCCACAACUAGAGAAAGCCCGUGUGCCGCAAUGAAGACCCAAUGCAGCCAAAAAUAAAAUAAAUUUUUAAAAAAUCUUAAAAAAAAAAUGGAGGAAAAAACCUAACACAAUAGUAUUAAAAGUAACAACCAUCUACAGGGGAAAAAAGUCUAAAAAAUAUAGGCAAGAUUGUAACGUGGAAAUCUACAAAAACACCACUGAGAGAAACUGAAGAAAACCUAAUUAUGCCAUGUCCACCAACUGGAAGAUUCAAACUGCAACACAAGUCACACAAUUGGACAGGCUGCUCCCACCAUGGACAAGGAAACACAAGGGACCGCGAAGAGCCUGGAACCUCUUGCAGACGGAGAAGGGUCUGCUUCGCCUCCACGGUUCAUGGGGAGCCCAGAAAGGGCUAGGCUAUGUGGACCCUGACCGCAGCAAGCGUGGUGCCCAGAAGCAAGGUGGAAAGGAAAGGCACUGUGCUAAAUGUGGGGAGGCGCUCAUAACCCACCAAAAAGAGUGAAACUCAAGCACCGUCUCACUCCCAGGAAGGGAAAGAGAGUGGGUGCCCAAGGACGUCACAGAGAAAGGUAGGAAGGAGAGUGGCCGUUCACCAGGUAUUUUAAGGGAAUACACUCAAGUCCAUGUGCUGAACAGGACCUGAAACCAUGAUACAUACAUCAGCCUAGAUAAAAAACAUUUUUGCAGUUUUUCCACUUAAGGAACAUCUUAUGAGACCACAUUAAAAUCAAAAACUCUCACCAGAAUCAAAAUAUAGAGAAUGGAAAGGCAAACCACAGCGCAGGAGACAGUACUGGCCACACAUACCUGACAAGGGGCUGGCAUCCAAAGUACGAUUAAAAAAACAUAAGUCACACUGACAGCAACCAAACAAAAAAUCAGCAAGAGACUUAAACAUGUACUUUAUAAACUGGUGUUUGAAGAAACACAGGACCAAUGAAAGCCACUGUCCACAGGGUAGGGGUGGUGUUGAGGGCACCCCCGCUGGCCCCAGGAAGGUGUGACCCCUAACUACCCAGGUAAGGUUGGCCUUACCUGCCAGGAUGAUACACCCUGGUCCCAGCGGGUCCACUUAGGACCACAGAAACACACAUGGGCCCUAUGGGGUUGCAGCACCACGACAGGAAGGAGGAAAGGGAUGCUGUGUCUAUGACUUGGCACAUGAGCGGCUGGGCCUGGGGCUUCCAUAUGACACCAUUUCCACAAAGACCAGAAACCAGACUCCUUAGAGGGAGCCUCAGGGGGUCAGCUGGAAAGAGAGGCCAGGGCAGUAGUCAGCCUGGGUCAGGACAGGCUGCGUUGGGGGAGCAGGGACAGAGCUGGCCCAGGUGGCCGGGACAGAGGUCUUCUCCAAACUCAGAGGGCUGAACACCGAUGUUACCACAGGACUCGAGAAAGGUUUACAAAUACCUAACUUGGUUGCCACAAUCCUGAUAAGGGUUCCCCACCACACAAGCUCAACUGGGGACUUACAGGAAGUUUCCAGCACCAGCCCUCCGAGGGUGAGGAGACGGGAAUGCUAACCCUCCUUCCAGUCCACGUGCACCUGGCCCGCAUGCCAGGAGCUUUCUGGUGAAGAGGCCCCAUGGCCCGGGACUCCUGCUGAGUCCACACUUUCUACUGUGUAAAUGUAUGUUUACCGUGUAAAUUUCUGGGUGUGGACUUUCUCCCUGCGGAUCUAUAAUUUCUCAGAAGAGAAGCUGAGAAAUGACCUGGAAAAAAAUCAAAGCUCAAUAAAGGGAGGAAGACAAAGCUGCCCCUCAGCACUGCUGUGGGAUAAGCUGGGGAGGGGGUACCAUGAGGCAGCGGGCAGGCCUGGCCUCUGGCCUCUCCUGGGGCCAGACAACUCCUGCCUGCCUCACCUCUUCCCUCCUCACCCUGCACCCUUCGGGAAACAGACCUGCCUUCCUCCGCUGCCUCACCAUGAGGUUCGAGAGUCCCUAAGCCCUCUGCAAGUCUUGUCCUCCCCGACUCAGUUUUGCCUUUUCAACCCCUUCUGAGCACAGCCCCACAGCCCCAGGCAGAGCAGACGGACUGGUGGGCAGGCACAGCUGGCAGCCAGAGGAAGGAUCCUCAGUAAAGGAGGACAGGGGUGGCUGGAAGGCUGCACUGCACCUGGCCAGCCCUGGCAGGGGGGUGGGGGUGGGGGGUGGUUGGCUCUGGAAGAGCAGAGCCCAGGACACCCCAAGUGGAGGGGAGGAUGGUGCCUCGGCUCAAGUGGCCACGCCCCUUCUUCCCACAUCUGACCUGGGGCUGACCUCAGGUGGGGCACUGGGCACCUGUCCCAGGGCCUGUACAGUUCGGGGUGGCUGUGCCCCUAUAGGAGCCCUGGAGGGCAGGAUGGGGCCCACUGCUGCCAGGGGUUGGUCUCAUGGCCAGAAGACCUGGCCCCAGAGGCUGGCCAUCCCCCACUCUCUUCCUGGGAGAACACUGCUGGGGAAAGCAAACAUAAAGUGGCCGGGGCCCAGCCAAGCAUUCCUAGAAGAGGCUGGGGGGAGGGGCAGUAGCCAGACAGCAGCUGACCUUGAGGUCACGGGAGAAGCCAAAGCUGGGCCAGGCCCCUGGGAGCCUGAACAAGGACCCCACCCAGGCAGUUAGGAAAUGGGGAGGGGGAGUGGUCAGCAAGCAGGGCAGAUGGGCAGGCCCACUUGGAGACGUGCAGCUCCCGCUUAACUCCCACACGGCCAUCUGCUGGGCCGGAAGACCCCAGGAGCCCCGCAGGGGCCUCCACCCACAGGCGUGAGGGCCGGCUGAACACCAGCCCCUCACAGGCUGCUCCAAGAGAGACCCCCGCCCAGCACUGCUCUGCUCCGCCCAACCCUGCAGGGGGAUGGGAAGAUGGGGGGUUGGGAAGAAAGGGGUUUGGGAAGAUGGGGGGAUGGGUCCCUGUUGGUCCUCAGCUGCACCCCGGCCCACCUUGCACCCUGAAGGCGUGUCAGGGCAGACACAGCACCAGCCUGUCCCCUGUGCCAUCUGUACCCGGGGCCUCAGUGCUGAUGCUGGCAGCCCGGCAGGAAGGGGUUAAUGGAGCUGGGGCCAGCAGGCUGGGCUGGCCAGUGACAAGGGUGCUGGCUGCCCCGGCGCAGUGGGGAAAUCCAGAGGGCAGGAGCAGCCGGCCCCAGCAGACGCGCCCCACUCCCUGCCUGCCUACGGCCUGCUCUGCACGAGGAUGGCCCUGAAGGGAGGAGGCCCGGCCCUGGUGGUGCUGCUGGUCUCCUGGGCAGCACUGGGCUCCCAUAGCCUGGAGGGAGUGGAGCCCGCGGUGCCAGCAGACCCUGAGGGCCUGCAGUGCCCGGCCAUCUGCUCCUGCGGCCAUGAUGACUACACAGGCGAGCUCAGCGUCUUCUGUAGCUCCCGGAACCUCACGCGGCUGCCCAACGGCAUCCCAGACGGCACCAGGGCUCUGUGGCUGGACGGAAACAACUUCUCCUCCAUUCCCGCGGCCGCCUUCCAGAACCUCUCCAGCCUGGGCUUCCUCAACCUGCAGGGCAGCGGGCUGGCCAGCCUGGAGUCGCAGGCACUGCUGGGCCUGCAGAACCUGUACCACCUGCACCUGGAGCGGAACCAGCUGCGCAGCCUGGCAGCCCGCACCUUCCUGCACACGCCGGGCCUGGCCUCGCUCGGCCUUAACAACAACCUGCUCAGCCGGGUAGACGAGGGCCUCUUCAGGGGCCUGGCCCACCUUUGGGACCUCAACCUGGGCUGGAACAGCCUGGCUGUGCUGCCCGACACCGCCUUCCAGGGCCUGGCCAGCCUGCACGAGCUGGUGCUGGCGGGCAACAAGCUGGCCUACCUGCAGCCCACGCUCUUCUGUGGCCUUGGCGAACUCCGUGAGCUGGACCUGAGCAGGAACGCCCUGCGGAACGUCAAAGCCAAUGUCUUCGUCAAGCUGCCCAAGCUCCAGAAGCUCUACCUGGACCACAACCUCAUCACCGCCGUGGCCCCGGGCGCCUUCCUGGGCAUGAAGGCACUGCGCUGGCUGGACCUGUCGCACAACCGCGUGGGUGGCCUCCUGGAGGACACCUUCCCGGGGCUGCUGGGCCUGCACGUCCUGCGCCUCUCGCACAACGCCAUUGCCGGCCUGCGGCCCCGGACCUUCAAGGACCUGCACUUCCUGGAGGAGCUGCAGCUCGGCUACAACCGCAUCCGGCAGCUGCCGGAGGAGGCCUUCGAGGGCCUAGGCCAGCUGGAGGCGCUGGCGCUUAACAACAACCUGCUCCAGGAGCUCAAGCCCGGUGUCUUCCGGGGCCUCUGCAACCUGGCCGUCAUGAAUCUUUCAGGAAACUGUCUGCGGAACCUGCCAGAGCAGGCAUUCCAGGGCCUGGGCAAACUGCACAGCCUGCACCUGGAGGGCAGCUGCCUGGGCCACCUCGGCCCGCACACCUUCACCGGCCUCUCGGGGCUGCGCAGGCUCUUCCUCAAGGACAACGGCAUUGCGGCCAUGGACGAGCAGAGCCUGGGGGAGCUGGCCGAGCUGCUCGAGCUGGACCUCACCUCCAACCAGCUCACGCAGCUGCCUGGCCGGCUGUUCCAGGGCCUUGGCAGGCUGGAGUACCUCCUCCUCUCCCGCAACCGGCUGUCUGCGCUGUCGGCAGACACUCUGGGGCCUCUGCAGCGCACCUUCUGGCUGGACGUGUCGCACAACCGCCUGGAGGCGCUGCCUGAGGCCGUGCUCGCACCCCUGGGGCAGCUGCGCUACCUCAGCCUCCGGAACAACUCGCUGCGGACCUUCAUGCCGCAGCCCCCCAGCCUGGAGCGCCUGUGGCUUGAGGGCAACCCCUGGGACUGCGGCUGCCCCCUCAAGGCCCUCAGGGCCUUCGCCCUGCAGCACCCAGGCGUCGUGCCCCGCUUUGUCCAGGCUGUGGCGGAGGGUGAUGACGACCACCAGCCGCCUGUGUACGCCUACAACAACAUCACCUGUGCCAGCCCCCCGGGAGUCUUGGGCAUCGACCUGCGUGACGUCAGCGAGGCCCACUUUGCCCACUGCUGACCUGAGGCUGCCCUGGGGUCCAGACGGACCCUCGCAGCCCCAGGGGACACAGGCUCAGGACCUGCGGGCCCCAGCCUGGUCCCUGAGAGGGAGGACCAGGAGGGUCGGGGUCACAGCCUCCCCAGCUAUCGUCAAUUAAAAGCAAGCUAAU